ACCAGUGCAAGGCAGAAUGAAACGACCGCGUGAAGGCGCAAAAGAAAAUCAGAAUGUCAAACGCCAAGCUACUCUUUCUUCAUUCGUAAUUAAACCGAAACUUCCAACAUACUUCCAUUUGGAUCAUUCAUCUAAAGACAACACAUUCAAAGCCACUUUCGCAGAUGUCCAUCAGUCCUUAAAUGCAACCCAAGGAUUUGAAACUAAAAUAUAUUGGCAAGCCAACGAUACCCAAAUAACACUCACCACUAAUAUCCGGAACGGCACAUUUGAGGAUCAAGAUACAUGGCAGCAAAAGUGCGAAAGGCUGUCUUCGUCUAUAGCGGCUGACGAGAAGAAACAUUUUGAAAAACUGGAGACGAUGUUUUUGGAGGCUGUGGAUAGGAACGACUCAUCUACCACCCUCAGUGCCGCAGCGGCUAUGGCGUGCUUCGAAAGAGAUUGGUCUGGAUCACCUGUGAAUGGCCUUAGGCGGCUGCUACACAUCAUUUCAACUUUAGACAUAGACGAGGAAGAUCAAACACGUUAUGCGGUGCUUGUGUGGUUGCAAUGCGCAGAAACCAAAGGGUUCAUGACCACUAGCGAUUGUAUAGACUACCUACUUUUCUACGUUGAAAAAGUCUCUCAUCGAAAAGCAGUAAACAAUGGUGCGAUCUUAAUAUCAGAUGCAGCCCCGAAACGUCAACCAAAACCGACACUGGAUAGAAUACUCCUUCUUAAAGACAAGGGCAUGGGUAUUAGAGAUUUUUUACUGGCAAUGUAUAUAAGAUCAGAAUUUUUAAGUGGUCGCCAAGGAGAUCGAAUAGCGAUGCAAUCCAUGGUUGCGCGUUGGUACUCUACCGUUGUUUCCAUUAAAUCACCAAAAUAGUAGAUAGUAGCAUUAUAGACAAUUGCAUUUCUCUCUUAUAUCAUAACUUUUCAGCCAUAUCCAUUUUUUUCAGCAGGUCUGAUAGAUACAAAGCAAUACAUGAGU
Umbelopsis ramanniana AG is the source of this 973-nucleotide messenger RNA. RefSeq lists its product as uncharacterized. The transcript has 2 exons. The record is from RefSeq and is a predicted model, not a curated record. The coding region runs from base 17 to 868 and encodes 283 amino acids. Lineage: Eukaryota; Fungi; Mucoromycota; Umbelopsidomycetes; Umbelopsidales; Umbelopsidaceae.